AUGAAUUAAAGCAACACAUUUCAAUCUUAGACUUUAUAGCCUUAAGUUGGUAUGUUUCAAUCUACGUACAAUUAUGAAACUCAAUAAAUCCGUUUCAAGGAAGAUAAAUUCUAAACGUACCAGCCUAUUGCUUCGUAAUAAACUGCUUGGAAUUCUAGCCAAUUUGUAGGCAAAGUUGAUGAAAAAGAUUUCAUAGUAGUACAAAGGACCAAAACUUUAGAAAAGUCAGAACCUGAAAGAUAACAUCAUUAUGAAGAACUGAUAUAAGAUAACUAAAGAAUGAGGUUUAUAUAUUAUUAUUGAUUAUCUAUAGAGAAGUUAUUGAAGAACUCAAAAGAGAAGUAGCUACUUAUAAGGUUUCAUCAAGUUCUGAUGCUUCUAUGCUCAGAAAAGAAUUACAAAUCACUUAAUAAGAAUUAGAAGAAGCUAAUAAGGAAAUUCUCAGAUUAAAAAGUGGACAUGAAUUAAAAUAAAAGACAGAGAUUGAUAAUUUGUAAAAUGAAUUAGAAAAAUGGAAAAAGAAAUGUGCAGAAUUAGAAUAAAAAGAUAAAGAAAAUGCAGAAUAAUUGAAAUAAUUAGCUUAUUAUUAAAAUAAACUCAAGUUAUAUGAAUUAGAUGCAAAGAAAAAGUUUGAGAAAUACUAAUCUGUGGAUUUGCUGUAAUAAUAAUUAAGUGAUUAAGAAGCUUUGAUUGAAGAAUUAAAAAGAGAAAUUCAUAGAUGGGAAGAAAGAUAUGAUGCUCUUGCAUUAGAAAGCCAAGAAAUUAGAAUUAAACUAUCUUCCAAUAAUAGAGUAAAUUAAUUAGAAGAUGACAUCAAAGCAUAUAUCCAUGAAAUUGGUUAAUGGAAAAAAAGAUGUUUAGCUAUGGAAGCUAAGAUUGAAGCUUCUGAUGAAGCUAAAUUAUUAGCUAAAAUAGAUUAGCUUAACCGUUCAUUGGCUGAGAAAGAUUAAGAUAUUUAAAAGACUAGAGCUUCUUUAAAUUUAUAAUUAUCAUAAUAUUAGUAAAGCAAAUUAUUGAAUUCGUAAAACUAAGAUAAUGAUAAUUAAUUAGAAUAAUUGAAACGAUAAUUAUAAGAUGCAUAAGCAAAACUAGAAUAAUAGAAUAGAGAUAUGGAAGGUUACAAAAUGCAAGCACAUGUCUUUACUUAAGAGAAAUUUGAAGAAUUAGAAUAAGAAAAAUGGAAACUUGAAUUAUAAAUUGAAGAGUUAGAAAGAGAUUGUGAUACUUUUAUGUUGAGAAUCAAAGAAUUAGAAUAAUAGUUCUCUGAAUUGAAUAUUAAAUUUAAUGAAUAGAAUGCUAACUAUCUUAAAUAUAAAGAUAUUGUAGAUUCUAAUUCAUCUAAAUAUAAAAAUGUUGAUAAUCUCACUAAAGAAAUUCAAAAUUAUCAAAAAGAGCUUGAAGUCUGGAAAAAUCGUUAUUUCUAAACUGAAAUUAGAUUAAAGGAAUAUGAUACUUUAAGAAUUGAAUAUGAAAAAUUAAUCAAAUAGACAAAUGUACAUACUACAACUGUUAUUAACAUCGAAUAAGAUAAUUAAUACAUUUCUAUUAAGAGAGAGAGAGAUAAUUUAUAGAGAUAAGUCUCAGAAUUAGAAACCAAAUUGAGGGAUUAAUAAAAUAAUUUGUUUAGAGAUUAACAAACUUCAGGAUUUAAGAUUUAAUAAGAUGAUUAAAUCAGAAUAGAAAGAGAUAAUUAUUAUAAUAAAAUACAAGAAUUAGAAUUAAAAAUUAGAGAACUCUAAUCUUAUUAAUCCCAAUCAGUAAAGCACUUUAAUGAUGAUUCUAAAGUUAGAGAACUAGAGGCUAAGAUAAGGGAGUAUUAAUUCUAAAUUAAUUCAUAUGAAAGUCGUAUAGCUACAUUUGAAACUAGAAUAAGAGAAUUUGACACAAGGUCUAGAGAAUAUGAAACUAGAAAUACAUAGUCUAUUAUUGAAAAAAGUGUUAUAAUCAAAGAUGAACAUAAAAUUAAAGAAUUAACAGACAUUAUUGAAUAAAAAAAUAAACGAAUAUUAGAAUUAGAACAAAAUGGAAGUUAUACUAUGAAUAGUUAGAAUUCUGUUAUUGUAAUUAAAGAAUAGCUUAGAGUCAGAGAUUAAAGAAUAAGGGAAUUAGAAGUUUAAGUAGAAAAUUUGUAAUUGGAACUUGGAAGAUUAUAAAAUUUAAAGAGAGAUUAAGAAUCUCGUAUCAAUAUUAUGUUAUAAAAAGUAUUUAUUAUUUUAAAUUUUAGAUCACUGAGUAUGAAUCUCAAUUGAAUAUUUUAAAUGAGGCUAAACUUAGAUAAUCUAAAAGAUCACCUUCUUAAUAAUAAUAAAUAACUUCUACAACCUAUAUUUAAUAACCAAUAAUAUAAACCAACAGUUAUAUAAAAUAAAAUAACAAUCAAUAAUCAAUUUAUUAAUCUGCUUAGUAAAUAGUUCCAUCCCCUGCUCCCAUUUAAUAGAAUAUUGCUUUUCAAUAAAUGAAUAAUAGUAUAACGGCUACUAGAUAAGUAGUCAUUUCUGGAGAAUCUAACAAGUAAAUCUAAUUUUAAAUAUUUAUAGAAAUUUGUAUCCAAAAGAAGAAAACAUUUCAUCCUAAAUUAUUGAUCGUAUAGCUCCAACUUAAAUGAACCAAGACUUUAAUGGCCGACAAUUACCUUAAAUAAUUGUUUCAUAAUAUAAACCUAUUAAUUGA
Molecule: messenger RNA, 2670 nt
Organism: Paramecium sonneborni
Lineage: Eukaryota; Ciliophora; Oligohymenophorea; Peniculida; Parameciidae
Source: the annotation of a GenBank genome assembly